CGGGCUUCGCCUUCUGCAUACGCGACGCUUCCUUCGCCAAAACGACUCGACUCAUCAGUCUGCUCGAGUUGAUUCCCGCGGAGUGUGGCAUUUUUUUCUCCUCAUCACCACACGUCUUCUUCCUCAUUUGGCGGGACUGCGUGCUUGUUGGACGUGUUGUUGCGUGAAUUUAGCCUCUUUCCGCGUGAAUCCACACGACUGCUGUGGUGGUGCUAAUCAGUGAAGCAACAGCAUCCUGCUGUGCAACCGUUGUUGUAAGAAGGAUAUUUACGCGUGCAGUGUUAGAGAAGAAGAGAGGCUUGGCUUGGAAACAGGUUUGGGAAUUGCGUAGGAAUGUCGGUGGAAAAGGUUGUGAUUGAACGGAAAAUCACCCUCGUGAGUGGUGUGGCGAUAAUUGUGGGUACAAUCAUUGGGUCUGGCAUCUUCAUAUCACCAACCGGAGUAUUUGUUUAUGCUGAAUCAAUUGGUGCGUCCCUCCUCAUUUGGGCACUGAGUGGACUUGUGUCUGCCCUGGGGGCACUUUGCUACGCCGAACUGGGUACUCUGAUUACCCGAUCCGGUGGUGACUAUGCGUACUUACUUGUUGCUUUUGGCCCCCUGGCCGCUUUUCUCUGCCUCUGGAUCACCCUUGUCAUUGGACGUCCCACAAUCCUGGCCAUUUCCGCCAUCACCUUCUCCACGUACGCCAUAAAGCCCUUCUUCCCCGACUGUGAGCCACCCGACGAUGCAGUACGUCUCCUGGCUGCCAUCUGUCUCUGCUUCAUCACAGCCAUCAAUUGCAUCUCCGUAAAUUGGGCUUUGAGGGUUCAGAACAUCUUCACGGCAGCCAAACUCAUCGCCUUGGCCGUUAUCAUUGCCUUCGGGGUGUACUCAAUGAGCACAGAGGGAAUGGAUAACUUCCAGGACAUGUGGUCGGGAUCAUACAGUGUGCAAUCACUCAGCUUGGCUGCCUAUUCGGGGCUGUACUCCUUUGGUGGAUGGAAUAUCCUCAAUAUGGUCACGGAGGAAUUGCAGGAUCCAUACAGGAAUCUCCCACGAGCCAUCUGGCUAGCCGUGCCAAUUGUAACCAUUGUCUACGUCCUCGUGAAUGUGGCCUAUUUUGCCGUCCUGUCGAGGCAUGAGAUUCUCAGCUCGGUGGCUACGGCUGUUAUCUUUGGGAAUCGAAUGUUUGCCUCCGUUGCCUGGAUUAUUCCCAUCUUUGUGGCUCUCAGUACAUUCGGGAGCAUCAACGGGGUCAUCCUCACGUCGGCACGGCUGUACGCAAUUGGUGCUGAGGAGCAUCAUUUACCAUCGAUUUUUGGCCUUGUGCACGUUGAGAAGAAAUCUCCGGUGCCAUCGCUCAUAAUCUCAUGCAUUUUGGCCCUCAUAAUGCUCUUCUGGCGUGACAUCUUCUUCCUCAUUAAUAUCUCCAGCAAUGCCUAUUGGCUAUGCAUCACUGCUUGCAUUGCAGCGCUCUUUUGGCUACGCAAAACUCAACCCGAUAUGCAUCGUCCUAUACGCGUCAACUUGGUCAUUCCGGGCGUCUUCUUCCUCUUCUGCUGCUUCCUCGUCUUCAUUCCACUCAUCACGGAAUUUUGGGAUUUCCUCCUGAGUAUCGCACUCAUCCUCUCCGGCAUUCCCAUUUACUACUUUUGCAUCUUCUGGCAGCACAAACCCCAAUGGCUGGGCAAAGUCAACAAAGUCAUUGAGAAGGUAUCACAAGUUCUCUUUGUUACAGCCUUCCCGGACAAGCAAGAAUAAUAAUCAGAGCCGAAGGGGAGAAAGAACAUUUGGAGACAUUGAAGACAUUUUAGGGACUCAUGCUAAACGUUUCCUGGGACCUGAUUCGGAACAUACAAUAUCUUGGUGUAUACACCCGGUAGCUGCUGAAUUCCUCUCCUAACACAAACUCUGACUGGCUCUGAAACUCGAUUUUGCGACUGAGAAAUGCUUUAUUAAUGUCUUUUUUAACCUUUUUAAAUAUGUAUAAUUUUUUUUAAUUAGGAAACUAUCUAUAUAUAGGAGUUUUAUGGUGACUUAAUUCAUUAAAAUAUGAAUGUAAAAUUUAUAUACAUUUUAUACACCAUUUUUUAUGUAUAUUUUCUAUCCUAAAUGUUUCGCGAUAGUCAUGAUUUAUUUAAACAUAGUUUUUUUAAUCUAAUCUGGGAAUUUUUUUUAAUGAGCAACUUGACGCAAAAUGAGGCGCCAAAAGUUAAUGAAUCAAAAAGCUUUUUUUUUUGUAGUUUGUACGGGAUUUAUUAUGUCUUUUUUUUUGGCGAUAUUUAAACACAAAUUCAUAAAUAUCCAUAAAUUACAUUUAGAAUGGUUUUUUUGUUUUGCAAACAUUGACAAGAAAGUUUGUUAUUUUCUGAUAAAAUAUUUAGAUAAGAGAUUUUCUUUAAUUAUUUCCUUUCUAUUUAGCAUCAAAUAUUUUCUUUCUAAAUAAUUGCACAAAAAAUACUGGAUAUAUAUAAUUUAAUACACGCAUUUUAUUACUUAAAGGAUUCAAAAGUUUUUUUUUGCUUUUCUUAUACGGAAGUUUGAUAAUUUUUUCUUGUUUUUCAAAAGAAAAAAUAAUUCAGUUUGUGGUUUGUUUGGUUGUUUAGCCCAUUAGGUGAAAUAACUAAUAACAAUAAACCACAAAUUGCAUUAGUUUUAUGUCGCCCAAUAAACUUACUGAAAUCGAUACAGGUAAAGGAGAAAAUGUAGGUAGACAGAUACGGGAGGGUGGGGCAAUGUGGUGCAAAGAAAAAAAUAUUUAAAUGAUUUUUCUACAAGAAAACUUAUAUAAAAGUUAAAUGAAUUUGGCGUCGUUAUUUAAUGUAAUUAAAAAAAAAUUAAAUCUCUGAGUAUUUUUUUCAAUAUUUUGUGCAUAAAGUCCUUUUACAAAAUUGAAUUCUUUAGGGUUGUUUCUGUUAAAAAUCUUUUAUUUUCUUAUAAUUUUUAAAGUUCAAAAGACUUUCUAGUUGUGAGAAAAGAAAAGAUUUUUGACAUAAUAAACCGUUUAAAUUACUUUGUUCAAUUUAAUUUUGAUUUUGAACCACUUUCCCCCGUAUUCCCAUAUUUAUUUUGAGUUCUUCCGAACCUGUACUCUAUUCAAAUUAACCUUGUACUGAGGCUUAAUCAAACAGUGAGUAACGCUUUAUGUGAAUUUUUAAACCAAUCAGAGAGCUCGUUGAUUCUAAGGGCUAUCUAAGGGCGGAGUUUCAGUGCAAGAAUAGUUUGAACGAACAAAAAAUUACGUUUAUCAUUUUAAGGAUUUUUUUUACAGAAUUUUCAAGGAAGCAAAAGAAAAAAAGCUUCGACUUUGUAUUGUUAAAAGUCAUUUAUAAAUAUUUCUAUAGUCAAGUAUAAUAAUUUAGUAAUAUAGUAGUUCUCAAGUUGCCAUUACUAUACCAGAUCAAUUUGCAUUUGAAUUUGAACUUUUUUAUGUACUUAUUAGUGAAACCCUAUUUUGUAUUUUUUUUGUUUAAAAUUCUAUGUUUAGUUUAUGUGUAGAUUUAAAUUUUCUUUGUACAAAAGGGUGUACUUAAGAAAAAAAAGAAGAAAUUUGUAGUGCUCUUGCUGAAAUUUUUAGAAAUUUUUUACCAAUUGGGUCGAUUCUGUAAAAAAUCUUUUCUUUUCCUUAAUAACUAAAAGUUUUUUUUUAAGAUUUUUACAAUUCUUAAUUAAUUUCUUGUCGUGCUUUAUAAAAAAACAGAAUAUUUCUCCAUUCCAAAAAUCAUUUAGAAAGCUUCUAAACGAUUUUUGGAAGAACAAUUUCCUUUUUUUAACACGAUUAAAGAACAGAAAAAGCUGUCAAAAUCUUAAUAUAUUUUACGCAGAAUACUAAAAUUCUUACAAAUCUCAAAUUGCAAAAUGAGAAAUUUAAAGAUUUCUGACAGAAUCAACUCUAAUUAACAAAAAAUGAAACUAAAGGAUCAAAUUUAGUCCAAAACUGGGAUCAAUAUUAGAUUUUUUUAUGGGAAAAAAAACGAAUCAUAAAUAAAAUGAUAACGACAUGGAGUUGGUUGUUUAAACAAGACGCGCCUUAUCACACCUCUCCAACCAAAAUUGAUUGGAAUUAAUUAGCGAAGCUUUGUUCAUCACGCCUAUUGCGGAAAGAUGAGCACAUGGAAAUAUUUUUUGGUUCAUUAAAUUGUUUUUAUCUUUUGAAAAAUGGAGCAAAUACUAAAGAAAAUUUUUUUAUUUAUUGAGAAUCUUUUUUUUUUCUAUGUGAUGCUUUAUGUUGGGAAUUUACAAACAAAAAACAGGCGGAGUCUCGUAGAAGAGCCUUAACUUGCUUUGGAUUUUUAAAUUCAUUAAAUUUUCCCGCAAUAUUUGAGCAAUAACACGUUGAAAGAGUAAAAUGAAUUAAAAGUAUUCAAAUAAAUAGAACACAAAAAUAAAA
This is a messenger RNA of Lutzomyia longipalpis, 4369 nucleotides long. It is a transcript of the gene JhI-21, whose product is annotated as large neutral amino acids transporter small subunit 1. Gene Ontology annotation, molecular function: L-amino acid transmembrane transporter activity. Lineage: Eukaryota; Metazoa; Arthropoda; Insecta; Diptera; Psychodidae. Gene Ontology annotation, biological process: amino acid transmembrane transport. The transcript has 3 exons. The record is from RefSeq and is a predicted model, not a curated record. Gene Ontology annotation, cellular component: membrane. The coding region runs from base 334 to 1740 and encodes 468 amino acids.